AGCAUCGCAUUUGACCAUUACACCACUCGGUGACCUGUGUUGGUUGCUAUACCAUGCCACUUAACUUGUUUAUCAACCCUUGUCCUGGUGCGACCGGGAUGGAACAUAUCAACCUACCCAGAAGUGAAUCACCUCCUGUUGAUACCUACCUACCCAUGAUUUCAGCUUUUUUUGAUGAUUAGUCAUGCGUUGAUUGUUCCGGAACCUCCUCUAUGGAAGCUGGACAUGGUUUUCCUCUCUACCUUUUGCCGUACGUCACCAAAUCCCACCCAAAUUCAUUUCUGAGCCCAUUGCAACCUCGUACACUCUGUUCUGCACCCCGAACAUGUCGCAGUCACCCUCCAAGAACACCCCAUCUCCGCACGCACGAAUAUGUUACCUUGAAAGUGUACAUGACAGGUCACCGCCAGGCGUUGAAUGAGGCUAAGGUAUUGGAGGGAUUGGACUGUGUCAAGUCCAGCCAUCCAGGAGAAGUACUUGUGCGGAGAAUGCGUGAAGUCUUCGAAAUUCCCGGCGAACUCGGUCCUCACACGUGUCUGGUGCACAACCCACUGAGCAUCACCUUGGGUGAUAUUCGGAAUAUGGCUGGGGGCCAGCUUCCCGAAUCUCUCCUUAAACCAAUGGUCUACGGACUGUUGCUGGCCUUGGAUUUUCUCCAUUCCGAGGCGGACUUGGUUCACACUGAUAUCCAAGAAGGAAACAUCAUGCUCUCAAUUACGGAUACCUCGAUUUUGGACGAAAUUGUGGACGAAGAACAGAGACAUCCCGGCCCCCGAAAGAUUGAUGGCAAUCGAGUGAUAUACACAUCCAUGGAAAUGGAAAUGCCCGACGAUCCUGGCGAACCGAUUCUUUGCGAUUUCGGCGACGCCAGGAUUGGGAAGGGUCCCUUUCAAGGCGAGGUCAUGCCAGAUCUUUACCGCGCGCCAGAGAUCGUCCUCGGCAUCUCAUGGGAUGCAAUGAUUGAUAUCUGGAACCUUGGGCUUCUGGUCUGGGAUUUAUUCGAGGGCAAGCAUCUAUUCAACGAACGGCUGCCGAGUCGACCAGAAUCCAGGGCCGCCCACCUCGCAAAGAUGGUCUCUCUUCUCGGGCCUCCGCCAGCGGAUUUGCUCGCCAGAGGUUCAAUUUCCGACAAGUUCUUUGAUCAGGACGGAAAUUUGAAGGGAGAACAAAAGUUCAACACCACGCUGGAAGAUGAGGAGAUUGUCUUGGAAGGAACCGGGAAGAUAGCAUUCCUCACAUUCAUCAGGAACAUGCUGAGAUGGCGGCCUGAAGACAGAUAUACUGCCAAGGAACUGAUGAAAGACCCCUGGCUCCAGGAUCAGUAAUUAGCCCAUGCCUUGGGCCUUGGAAUAAUUACUGCCUCGUCUCCUUUUACCCCCCGCUUUCAACCAUGUACAGUGUCUGAGGAUUUGUAACAGUUAUUCAAACACUAGCUUUAACAUUACAGCUCCGCCGCGAUCAUCUUCAACUCCGCAACCAUGUCAGGAAAAGCCUCGACCACGGGCCUCUCCCGCCACGACCCAGUGAGACACCCGAUAACCACACUGCGGAACCGGUCCCCAGCA
Molecule: messenger RNA, 1565 nt
Organism: Phialemonium atrogriseum
Lineage: Eukaryota; Fungi; Ascomycota; Sordariomycetes; Cephalothecales; Cephalothecaceae
Product: Serine/threonine-protein kinase
Exons: 4
Coding region: 213-1325 (370 amino acids)
Biological process (GO): peptidyl-serine phosphorylation; peptidyl-threonine phosphorylation
Cellular component (GO): cytoplasm
Molecular function (GO): protein tyrosine kinase activity; ATP binding; protein serine/threonine kinase activity
Source: RefSeq, a predicted model, not a curated record